AUGGCGCACCAGGAAGAUGACUAUCACUUUCAAAUGCAAGAGACCCCUUAUCAUUCUCGAGACGCAUCUUUUGCAUCCAAUUGGCCAGCCCAUUCUCGUGACGUAUCAGGCGCUUCAGGCUUCCGACCAGUGACACAGGACUCCUUUCGUCCAUACAGAGCCGGCGACUUCGCAGAUUCGACCAGACACCUCGUGCCUCACGUCAACGAGCCACAUGACGAUGCCUCCCCCACACGACAUUCGUUCAACCUUGCUUCGCCCACGCAGCAGAGUUUCCUACCCAAAGAUCUCGAAGCUCCUCCGAAGCCCAUGGGACCACCUGGGGGACCACCUCCUGAUGGUGGAACGACGGCCUGGUUGCAGGUACUGGGUGGUUACUUCCUCUUCUUCAACACUUGGGGUUUGAUCAAUGCGUUUGGUGUCUUUCAGACGUACUACAAGGCCACUUUGAUCUCAGACGAAACCAACUCGACAAUCGCAUGGAUCGGCACUUUGACAUCCUUCCUUCUUUGCGCCUCACCGAUAUCGUGGGGUCCUCUUUUCGACAUCGGCUCGCCAAGACUGCUGGUCAUCUUUGGAUCUAUCUCGGUGGUCUUCGGCAUCAUGAUGACCUCUCUUUGUAAAGAGUAUUGGCAACUGAUGCUCGCCCAAGGAAUAUGCUGCGGCAUUGGAGGCGGUGCACUAUUCAUCACCGCCACCAGCGUCCUGCCCUCCUACUUCAGCAAGAAGCGUGCUCUGGCCAUGGGUAUUUCUGCCUCAGGCUCGUCUCUGGGCGGUGUCGUCUACCCUAUUAUCUUCACCUACGUUCAACCUACCAUUGGCUUCGGCUGGGCCGUCCGCAUCAUUGGCUUCAUUGCCAUCGUCACCCUCGUCGUCCCCAUCCUCGUCAUUAAACCACGCGCCAAGCCCCCUGGACGCCGAAAGAUCUUCGACACAUCGAUCCUGAAGGAGGUCCCUUUCGAAUUCAUGAACCUGGCGACGUUCUUUGGGUUCGUUGGUCAGUAUAUACCUUACUUCUUCAUCGAACAAUUCGCCGCCAACCACGGCCUGGGGCUGGAGUUCUGGAUGCUCAUCUUCCUCAACGUGGGCUCAAUACCUGGGCGGAUCGUUCCAUCCCUCAUCGCAGACAAGUUCUUCCACCCCCUGAAGGUACUCGCAUGCACCACAGCCGCCGCGACGCUCCUCGCAUUCUGCUGGAUCGCCAUCAAACACAGCACGGCAGGCCUGAUUGUCUGGUGUUUCCUCUACGGCUUCUGCUCAGGCGCGUUCGUCUCUCUCCAAGGCGCUGCAGUAGCGUCCAUGACGAGCGACCUCCGAACAAUCGGCACGAGAUUCGGAAUCAACAUGUUCGCUGGUGCUUUGGGUAUCCUCAUCGGAAGUCCUGUUGGAGGAGCGAUCUUCCCAGAAAGCUGGCCUGGUGCGCAGAGUUUCUGUGGUGGGACGUUAUUUGUAUAUUCCUAA
Zasmidium cellare ATCC 36951 is the source of this 1461-nucleotide messenger RNA. RefSeq lists its product as uncharacterized. Gene Ontology annotation, cellular component: fungal-type vacuole membrane. Gene Ontology annotation, biological process: transmembrane transport. Gene Ontology annotation, molecular function: transmembrane transporter activity. NCBI's taxonomy places the organism in Eukaryota, Fungi, Ascomycota, Dothideomycetes, Mycosphaerellales, Mycosphaerellaceae. Bases 1 to 1461 code for a protein of 486 amino acids. The transcript has 3 exons. The record is from RefSeq and is a predicted model, not a curated record.